CAUAAUACCAAACCAACCCACCUUCCCCGGCCGGCUUUAUUAUGAGUAUCUGGCUAAUUGCAUAAUGACCCCUAAACUUUGGAGCCACUACUGAAUCGACCACUCAAGUUUGAUUUUCUUUAACUAACGAAUCGGUCAUCUUUGAUCAGAGUAUCAGGCUCGAUAGCUGAUGAUUAAAUAUUAAUAGUCAUUUAUAUUUGACCUAUGAUGAACUCAAUUGUUGUCUGGUAAGAAACUCAUAUUUGCUAGUUAUGGUUGAAUUGGAAACAAGAUUAUGUCAUCUUCAAGUGUUGAUGUGAUAAUUUUGAUAAAAUAAAUGUUCAUAUUUAGCAUGAUCAAAUAAUUGUAAUUAUGUACAUUUAUUCAUUAACACAGUGAAUAUUUUGUUCGCGAGUACUUUAGCUUAGUAAUCAAUUUGUGAAGAAUCUCAUAGUUUAAUGACCAUUUUUAACAUUUCCCCCAGCCAAUGGCACUAUCCGUAAUUCUGGCCUCUCACGAGGCUAAACAGUUAACCUCCCCGGCCUCCCGUUUUCCCAUACGCUUAAAACCGCCGUAGUUAAUUAUCGAACCGACCUCUCUUCCCUAUAAAUUCCCACCAGCUCAACUGCCUUCUUUCACCUUUCCCAAAACUCGAAUCAAUUCCCCCACCAAAAAAUCCCCAAAUUCGUCGAAACUCAGAAUCCCUAGAUCGCGAAAACUAUGAAGAAGCCUCAGAUCCUCGCGAUCCUCCUCCUCCUCGCGCUCGCCGUCGCUGACGCCGCGCUGCUCGGCGGGUGGCGCCCGAUCGACGCCGAGGACCUCAAGGAUCCGGACGUGAUUGACGCCGCGAAGUUCGCCGUCAAGCAGCACAACCAGAAGGAAGGUGAGAAGCUGAAGCUGGUGAGGGUGGAAUCCGGCUCGUACCAGGUCGUCCGCGGGAAGAACUACAAGCUGGAGCUGACGGUCUCCGGCGCCGCUGACACCAACGGGCUGUCCAAGUACGAGGCGAUCGUCUGGGUGCAGCCCGGCGCCGGGAGCCCCAAGAAGCUGACCUCGUUCAAAAAGGUGCCGUGAGUGAGCAUUGCUCCAUCGAUUUCUCUGGCUUUUCGUGUUCGGAUGAUGCGAUUGUAUAUUUAAAUGUAACGGGGAAGGAAUCGUUGAUGCGGUGAUUAUGUGGAGAUGUAUCUCUGUGCGUGUAAUCGGAAAUAAAAAGAACAAAAAAAGCUCUGUUGAUGUUAGUGCUAUUUGAGAUCUGUUUCUUGGUGGUGGUUUUCUGAUCGGACUGUUUGUUUUCCGGGAAAACUGGUUUUUGGAACUUUCUCGAGAAACCGGGCAUGUGGCUAGGAGGAUUAAUUUUUUACGCAAAGGAUAAGCGGAAUUUAAGGUGCUUAACGUGAUGGUGUAGGAAAAUGAAAGAGCAAAUUAGGAAAGGAAACUAACUACACCAGACGACGAAAGAUAGCUUUGUUUUGACUCCCAUUUUAGUAACGUUUUAUUAUUUCGUUAAUCGUUGAUUUAAAGUUCUUAACAACCGAUUUUAGAUUCGGCCCAACGCAUGUCAGUUCGCUCCAUUAACCGGGCCUUCAAAUGAAUGGCUUGGGCCUUUUACCUUCGUCCACGUAAGCAUUUCUUCUAUUUCUAUACCCUUCUUUGCAAAUGUAAAGACAUUGCAACUUGUAAGUAUCAUUGGUGUGGAUGCAAAAGUUAUCAUAGACAAGUGCAAUGCUGGUGAAACUAUAGAAUGUUAAGAUUGGAUUCAUAUUACGUUGAAAUUUGUUCAAUCCUGUAUAAGAUAGAUGGUUUCAAGAUUUGGUUUCUUGGUCUCGAUAAAAACAGAGAGGCUCAUUUAGUGGUCUGUCAUGCUUUGUUGUUGUCACACUGCUCGUUAAGACGGUUUGACUUCCUUUUCUUGUUAUAGUAGAUAGGUUCCUGUUUGUAUCUCUGUAACUUUGCUCAAUCGUCUUAUUUAGAGUGUUCGAUUGACAACAAAAAAAAAGACAUUGGAAGUAGCUAGUAUAGCCUUAUUCAUUCUCGACACUAUAUGAUUCGAUCAAGUACGUCUCACAAAUCUCAUUAUCGUUUCGCUAUUUAGUUUCUACACGUGGAUUUUGUGAAAGCAACUCAUGUUGUUUUCAGUUGGAUCGCCAUAAUGUUUAUGGUAUUCAAAACCGAUAAUUUAGCUUUCAUUUUGUCAACCACCUUCCACGAGCAGAACCAACUCCCACUGUUGUGGAACGAGAAGCUUCCCUUUUACAUCCAAUGACUUGAUGGCUAGUCACUUAGACUAGUCUAUCUUAUGCGUUGAAGCUGUUGUCGAAAUUGUUCACGUAUACUAAAUCUUGCAAAACAAGCAACAUGUAAGAUCACGAAAAAUCAUGCAAAGAAACAUAUGAUCGUCCUAGCCGACAAAAUUCACCGUCUCUCCUUAAAGAAUCUUAUUCCCCUCUAGUACUCAAUGUUAUGGAAUGAUUCCUCCUAGGAUAGAAAGGACGUACCUUUUCCGGCGUAGCGGUAUCUCAAACCCCGGAAAUCAUCGAACACAACGAACCGGCGAGAACCACACUUGACUCUAUUUUCUCUUUGAAAAGAAUGCAUAAAACUAGUUUUGGAUUUUAGCAGAAUUUUGGUACCGGAAAGUCCAUGUAUAUCUCGUAAUUAAAACUAGAGGGGUUUGGUGCUAUUUAUAGGAAAUGAAGGGGUGCAUUGUAGGGAGGCAACUCUUCAUAUGGGUGGUUACACCCCCACCAACGCAUUGGUUCGUUUUAAAAUAAUGAACCAUUACAUCGGUUCGGUCCAUGGUAGUUGGACCGGUUUGGUUAUUCCAACUGCCUCAUCGGUUUGGUUCGAUUUGGUUCAACUCGGUUUGGUUCAUUCGGUUACACAAACCAAUUAACCUCAUAUUACAUCAAAUUGAUCGAAUUCGAGGCCAUGCCUUCCCACAUCUUACCAACAUGGUACUUCAAGAAACUCUCUUGGAUCUU
This is a messenger RNA of Linum trigynum, 2960 nucleotides long. The record is from the annotation of a GenBank genome assembly. Lineage: Eukaryota; Viridiplantae; Streptophyta; Magnoliopsida; Malpighiales; Linaceae.